Messenger RNA from Pelecanus crispus (Dalmatian pelican), 732 nucleotides. Lineage: Eukaryota; Metazoa; Chordata; Aves; Pelecaniformes; Pelecanidae. The record is from RefSeq and is a predicted model, not a curated record.
UUACCUUGCUGGAUUCCAGAUCGGUUCAGGGAGAACUGGGGUGGAUAGCGAGUCCCCUGGAAGGAGGGUGGGAGGAAGUAAGCAUUAUGGAUGAGAAGAACACUCCGAUCCGCACCUAUCAAGUCUGCAAUGUGAUGGAGCCCAGUCAGAAUAACUGGUUACGAACUGAUUGGAUUCCCCGUGAGGGGGCUCAAAGGGUAUAUAUUGAAAUCAAGUUCACGUUAAGAGACUGCAACAGCCUGCCAGGUGUCAUGGGAACUUGCAAAGAAACUUUCAACCUUUAUUACUAUGAAUCAAACAAUGAUAAGGAGCGUUUCAUUCGAGAGAGCCAGUUUGCCAAGAUUGACACCAUUGCUGCUGAUGAGAGCUUCACCCAGGUGGACAUCGGUGACAGGAUCAUGAAGCUGAAUACAGAGAUACGGGAUGUGGGACCGCUCAGCAAGAAAGGGUUUUACUUGGCUUUUCAGGACGUCGGCGCCUGCAUUGCUUUGGUGUCUGUUCGCGUCUUCUAUAAGAAGUGCCCGCUGACAGUUCGAAACCUGGCACAGUUUCCAGACACCAUUACCGGGGCUGAUACAUCCUCUCUGGUGGAGGUUCGCGGCUCCUGUGUCAACAACUCGGAAGAGAAGGAUGUGCCAAAAAUGUACUGUGGGGCAGAUGGCGAAUGGCUGGUGCCCAUUGGCAACUGCCUGUGCAAUGCUGGCUACGAAGAACGUAAUGGUGAAUGCCAAG